This is a messenger RNA of Solanum dulcamara, 414 nucleotides long. RefSeq lists its product as uncharacterized. NCBI's taxonomy places the organism in Eukaryota, Viridiplantae, Streptophyta, Magnoliopsida, Solanales, Solanaceae. The record is from RefSeq and is a predicted model, not a curated record. Bases 1 to 414 code for a protein of 137 amino acids. The transcript has a single exon.
AUGAAAAGAAAGUAUGCCGAUACAACAAGAGUGAAACGGCAACAACUUCAAGUCCUUCGCAAAGAAUUUGAAGUUCUACACAUGAAAGAAGGGGAGUCAGUAGAUGAGUACUUCACUAGAACAUUGACCGUUGUUAACAAGAUGCGUAUUUAUGGUGGUAAAUUGGAUGAUGUCGAUGUUAUCGAAAAGAUUUUACGGUGUAUGUCUUCCAAAUUUGCAUAUGUAGUUUGCACUAUUGAGGAGUCAAAAGAUAUUGAUACAAUGUCAAUUGAUGAACUACAGAUCUCAUUAUUAAUACAUGAGCAGAGAAUGACACCUCCUCCUGGAGAAGAACAAGCUUUGAAAGUAUCAACUCAAUUUGAUUCUUUAAAUGGGAAUAUUUUUAGCAGAGGUCAUGAUCGAGGUCGUGGCUGA